GGCCACUAGGUGGCAGUCAUUUAUGCGCUUGAAAUACCGAAGUAGCUUCCGGGGUCAUAGUUUAAGUAACUUUCAAAACAUGGAUCCUAACAAAACGGGACAUGCGUCAGACCAGAGUGAUGGCGAUAUGGCCUCUGUCAUGGGUUUCUCUGGCUUUGGAAAGAAAGCUCGCACCUUUGACCUGGAUGCCAUCUUUGAGCAGACCCGAAGAACAGCAAUAGAAAGGAGUCAGCAGGUGUUGGAGGGAAGGCAGAAGGAGGAAACUGGGGAGAACUCCCAACAAAGAGACAGACCUCCCGCUCCGGCACCAAGGAGGAAGAAGGAGAGCAGUAGUAGCAGUGACUCAGAUUCAGAGCUCAUCGGCCCCCCAGUGCCCAAACAGUCAACUGGUCUGGAUGAGGAUGAUGACUUAGUGGGUCCCCCGCUACCGCCUGGGUACAGAGGAAGCACAGCUGACGUUGAAGAGGAUGAUGACGAUGAGGAUGUACAGGAUGAUGAUGAUGACAAUCCACUGAAGAAGAUUCCAGACACUCAUGAGAUCACGCUCCAGCACGGCUGCAAAUCCGUGUCUGCCCUGGCUUUGGACCCCUCCGGAGCCCGCCUGGUUACGGGUGGCUACGACUUUGACGUGCGCUUCUGGGACUUUGCUGGGAUGGAUGCAGCUUUGAACGCCUUCAGAACAAUACAGCCCUGUGAAUGCCACCAGAUCAGGUCCCUGCAGUACAGCAUCACCGGCGACGUCAUCCUCGUGGUGUCCGGCAAUGCCCAGGCCAAGGUGUUGGACCGAGACGGCUUCCCGGUCAUGGAGUGUCCCAAGGGAGACCAAUAUAUCGUGGACAUGGCCAACACCAAGGGUCACACCGCCAUGCUGAACAGCGGAUGCUGGCACCCCAAGAUUAAGGACGAGUUCAUGACGUGCUCCAACGACGGGACCGUCCGCACCUGGGACCUGAGCUCGGACAAGAAACACAAGAUGUGCUUCAAACCCCGUUCCCUUCAGGGCAAGAAGGUCACCCCCACCUGCUGCACCUACAGCCGAGACGGGAAGCUGGUCGCAGCCGGCUGCCAAGACGGAAGCAUCCAGAUCUGGGACAGGAACCUCAGUGUUCACACCAAAUUCCACUGUCGCCAGGCCCACGACCCGGGAACAGACCCCUCCUGUCUCACCUUCUCCUACGACGGGAAAGUCCUGGCUUCUCGAGGAGGUGACGACACUCUGAAGACCUGGGACAUAAGGAACUUCAAGAAGCCUCUGAAUGUUGCUACAGGUCUUUCCACCUUCUUCCCCAUGACCGACUGCUGCUUCAGCCCUGAUGACAAGCUGCUAGUGACGGGCACCUCCGUGAAGAAGGACCAGGGCAACGGGAAGUUGGUGUUCUUCGACAGAGCCACCUUCCAGAAGGUUUAUGAAAUCGAGGUCACCAACGCUAGUGUGGUUCGCUGUCUCUGGCAUCCCAAGCUGAAUCAGAUCAUGGUGGGGACUGGAAACGGACUUGCGAAGGUCUACUAUGACCCAGUCAAAAGUCACAGGGGAGCUAUGCUGUGUGUGGUGAAGAGUAAGAGGAAAGAGAGGCAAGCCGAGACACUAACGCAAGACUACAUCAUCACACCUCAUGCGCUUCCCAUGUUCCGUGAGGCCCGGCAACGCAGCACCAAGAAACAGCUGGAGAAAGACAGGCUGGACCCCUUGAAGUCCCACAAGCCUGAGCCUCCCGUCACUGGACCAGGUCGUGGAGGACGUGUGGCUGCCCAUGGAGGCACUCUGUCCUCCUUCAUUGUCAAGAACAUUGCUCUGGACAAAACCGACGACAGCAACCCUCGUCAGGCCAUCCUCCGACAUGCCAAGGAGGCCUCUGAAAACCCCUACUGGGUCGCCCCGGCCUACAGCAAGACCCAACCAGAUGCGAUAUUUCAAGAGGAGGAAGAGUCAGAUGAAGAGGCUGACAAGGAACCAGAGUGGAAGAAACGCAAGAUCUGAGCCGCGGCCCGUCUGUGUAUUUCUGUGUUUGCGUUCGUCUGUCUCUUUCUGUUGUCUGUAUGCUGUGUCGGUGUGUUUCUAUAUGCAUUUGUGAAUGCUUUUGUACUCAAAUCAAAUGUCAUGUUAUUCCGGAGCCAUUAAAGGGAUAGUUCA
Messenger RNA from Esox lucius (northern pike), 2131 nucleotides. RefSeq names its product WD repeat-containing protein 70. The record is from RefSeq and is a predicted model, not a curated record. NCBI's taxonomy places the organism in Eukaryota, Metazoa, Chordata, Actinopteri, Esociformes, Esocidae. Bases 23 to 1978 code for a protein of 651 amino acids. Gene Ontology annotation, molecular function: protein binding. Gene Ontology annotation, cellular component: site of double-strand break; nucleus. Gene Ontology annotation, biological process: regulation of DNA double-strand break processing. The transcript is spliced from 18 exons.